This is a messenger RNA of Setaria italica (foxtail millet), 2117 nucleotides long. RefSeq lists its product as uncharacterized. The transcript has 10 exons. NCBI's taxonomy places the organism in Eukaryota, Viridiplantae, Streptophyta, Magnoliopsida, Poales, Poaceae. The record is from RefSeq and is a predicted model, not a curated record. Bases 191 to 1921 code for a protein of 576 amino acids.
CUCAAGACAUUCGCCGCACUCUGCUGCAGUGCACCGUCCCUUUCCCGAGUUGGAACACCCACUGAUCCAGAGGCGGGGGCCGCCCCCACCCAUGCCGCCCCGGGGACCACCUCACCACCGCCGUGGCCGAGGCCGAGGCGGGCCCUCCCAGCUUCCCUGAGGCGCGCCCCCACCACUCAGCCGCGGGGAAAUGGUCCAGUCGCGGCGGCGCGGAGGCAACUUCCGGUGCCCGCGCCGCGCCGCGCUGCCGGCGGCGGCGGCGCUCCUGCUCUUCCUCCUCGCCGCCGUCGCGCUGCUCUACGUCUCCCCGCCGCCGGUCUCGGACCACCCCGUGCUCGCCUCCUCCCGCCGCCGCCGCUCAGCCCAUGCCUUGCUGAACAGCUCCGACGGCGGCGGCACGGACGAGUCCGAGCGCCGCGAAAUUUUCCGUGUUCCAACGAAUGGUUCGAACGUCAGGGACGGCCUUUGGGGUUCAAAGCUUGCUAGCAAAUUUUAUGGGUGCAGCAACUCAAGCAGCAAGUUCCUUGAUUCAAAUAUCACUACACAACCAGACUGCUAUUUGAUGAUUGUUACAAGUGGAGGACUGAAUCAACAGAGAACAGGGAUAAUUGAUGCUGUUGUUGCUGCACGCAUUUUAAAUGCCACACUUGUUGUUCCCAAACUGGACCAGGCAUCCUUCUGGAAAGAUUCAAGCAAUUUUUCUGAAAUUUUUGAUGCCAACUGGUUCAUCUCAUCCCUAUCAAAGGAUGUAAAGAUUGUGAAAGAGCUUCCAGAGAUAGGAGGUAAACUUCGGGCUCCUCACAGAAUGCGUGUUCCUCGAAAAUGUACUGAGCGGUGUUACUUGAACCGUGUGCUGCCUGCACUUCUUAAGAAACAUGUUAUACGAUUGACGAAAUUCGAUUAUAGAUUAGCAAACAGGUUGCAAACUGACUUGCAGAAGCUGAGAUGCAGAGUCAACUAUCAUGCAUUGAGAUUUACUGCUCCAAUACAAGAGAUGGGUGAAAAGCUAAUACAAAGAAUGAGGGAGAGGAGCAAGCAUUUUAUUGCUCUUCACUUGAGAUUUGAACCUGAUAUGCUUGCCUUUUCGGGGUGCUAUUACGGUGGCGGAGAAAAGGAGAGGAGAGAACUUGGUGCUAUAAGGAAGAGGUGGAAAGGCUUGCAUCCUAACCCAGAGAAAGGAAGAAGGCAAGGUAGAUGCCCUCUAACUCCUGAAGAGGUGGGUCUGUUGUUGAGAGCACUAGGCUACAGUAUGGAUGUCCACAUUUAUGUAGCUUCUGGAGAGAUAUAUGGAGGUCCAAGGACUCUGGCACCGCUUAAAGCUCUCUUCCCCAAUCUCCACACAAAAGAAACAAUAUCCAGCAAAGAGGAACUGGCACCAUUCUCUAAAUAUUCUUCUCGCAUGGCUGCACUUGAUUUCAUUGUCUGCGAUGAAAGUGAUGCUUUUGUGGCUAACAACAAUGGCAACAUGGCUAAAAUCUUGGCCGGGCGAAGGAGAUAUUUUGGGCAUAAGAGAACAAUCCGACCAAAUGCCAAAAGGCUCUAUCCUUUGUUUUUGAACAGAGGGAACAUGUCAUGGGAUGCAUUCUCCUCAAAAGUACACAUGGUCCAGAAAGGGUUUAUGGGAGAGCCCAAAGAGCUGAGGCCGGGGAGGGGUGAGUUUCAUGAGAACCCCUCUACCUGUAUCUGUGAAAGGACUGAUGGCAAGGUCAAACCUCGAAACGAUCAAGUCUUGGAUAGCAGUAGUGACCGAGGCAAAGCGAUUGGUGAGCCAGCAGUUCCCAAUUAUACUGCCGAAGAGGUUGGCGAAUCUGAUGACGACGAAGAUGCUCCUGCAGAGAAAGAGAUGUUUGACAUGGAAAUGGACGAUGAUGUGUUGGUCAGACCAGAGGAUCCUGAGCUAGAACAGAUUCUUUCAGAUUAGUUAACUUAUCCGGUGUCAAAGAAGUUCCCCAACCAAUUCUUUUUGGCUGAGUGAUUAGCGAAUUUUGUCCCUUGAAACUGUACAUAUUUUUUGCCUUCAGUCUCAGUAGUGCAGUUUCUUAUCAUUUAGUUUGUAACAUUUGUGGCUUGUUAUACCUUGUAGCAUGCGUUUUGCUCCUGUGUUGUUCCUUGUGCAA